This is a messenger RNA of Oppiella nova, 276 nucleotides long. The record is from the annotation of a GenBank genome assembly. NCBI's taxonomy places the organism in Eukaryota, Metazoa, Arthropoda, Arachnida, Sarcoptiformes, Oppiidae.
AUGUCUCAAAUCUAUAGCAAAGACUCUUUGGACAGAUUUGGUGAUGAUUUGUGUGAAAUCCUAUUGAGUUACCUAUCAUUUGAGGGUCGAUUCAGAUAUGAAUGUCUGUCCAAACAGUGGCAACGAGUCGUUUAUUACAAAUUCGUCAUUUACGGGAAUUACACCUCGAAUAUUGGGACGAAAAUGCGCCUGUCCAUUGAGUAUGAGUAUGGAUCAGAUGAGGCUAAGCCAGCAAACGAGUGCUCAGAGAUAUGUUUAAGGAUUUUAAACGUUUAA